Messenger RNA from Otolemur garnettii (small-eared galago), 402 nucleotides. Its product is annotated as olfactory receptor 3A2-like. Gene Ontology annotation, biological process: G protein-coupled receptor signaling pathway. The transcript has a single exon. Lineage: Eukaryota; Metazoa; Chordata; Mammalia; Primates; Galagidae. Gene Ontology annotation, molecular function: olfactory receptor activity; G protein-coupled receptor activity. The annotation marks the transcript as partial. Gene Ontology annotation, cellular component: membrane. The record is from RefSeq and is a predicted model, not a curated record.
AUGGAGCCAGAAGCUGGGACCAACAAAACUGCAGUUGCUGAGUUCAUCCUGCUGGGCUUGGUGGAAACACCGGAGCUGUGGCCAGUUGUCUUUGUACUCUUCCUCUUUGCCUACUUGGUCACCGUCGGGGGCAACCUCAGCAUCCUGGCUGCCAUCAUUCAUGAGCCCAAACUCCACACUCCCAUGUACUUCUUCCUGGGGAACCUGUCGGUGCUAGAUAUGGGUUGCAUCAGUGUCACUGUUCCCUCCAUGUUGAGUCGACUGUUGCUCCGAACGCAAGCGAUUUCCUACAGUGCAUGCCUCGUACAGCUCUUCUUUUUCCAUUUGCUUGUUGGGGUGGACUGCUUCCUGUUGACUGCCAUGGCCUAUGACAGAUUCCUGGCCAUCUGUCGGCCCCUCACC